This is a messenger RNA of Cuscuta europaea, 1783 nucleotides long. NCBI's taxonomy places the organism in Eukaryota, Viridiplantae, Streptophyta, Magnoliopsida, Solanales, Convolvulaceae. The record is from the annotation of a GenBank genome assembly.
GAACGGAGGUAAUAUAAGAUAUCAAACCAUUCACAAAAGUGAUACUCCAUAUGUGGCCUCGUUUUUAGGACUCGAAUCCGGGAAAAAUGUGUGUUCCUAUGAAUAAGCUUGCGUUCCACUUUCGAAGUUGGAAGAAUGGUCCCACUGUCGACCGACGAUCAAUUCAGGGGGAAAAUUCUGUGAGCAAAAGAAUAUCGUUGCGUUGUGUAUGGAAAGAGUAGAGGAAAGGAUAAGUUUAUGGAUCGAGUAAAGGAUUAGCAGUAACGAUACGCAUGCGGUUUACCGAUUUGGGUGAUAGAGAGGGACAUGGGGAAGGGGAAAUUCUCGCUGCGGAGGAAGAAGAAGGGGGUGGCGGGGACGCCACAGAGGCCGCCACGUGCAACAGAUCACUCAUCUGGACACGGGAGCGGGAAUUUGAUUGCGCCGAAUGUGGGGGCGAGCAAGACGGCGAAGAAGAAGGCAGGUGGCUCAAGGCUGUGGAUGAGAUUUGAUAGGAUGGGGCAAUCGGAGCUGAUGGAGUGCGACAAGAGUUCAAUCAUCAAGCGCGCCUCCGUUCCUACUAGGGACUUGAGGAUCCUUGGCCCAAUAUUCUCUCAAUCCUCCAGCAUCCUCGCUAGGGAGAAGGCUAUGGUUAUUAACUUGGAGUUUGUAAGAGGUAUAGUUACUGCCGAAGAGCUGUUGUUGCUCGAUCCUCUGCGUCAAGAGGUUCUUCCUUUUAUUGAUCAGCUGAGACACCAAUUACCUCAGAAGAGUUCUUCAAAGAAGACAAAUGGAACAAAUGAUGUACAAGAGGAUGACUUGCAAUUUCCAGGUGCUGGAAAAUGGCUACAAGAAACUGUUGAAGGAGGACUGCAAGCUGAACAACUUCCAUUUGAGUUCCAGGUGCUGGAGGUUGCAUUAGAAGUUGUGUGUAUGUAUCUCGAUUCUAAUGUGGCGGAACUUGAGAGAGAUGCUUAUCCUGUUCUUGAUGAACUUGCCAUGAGUGUUAGCACAAGGAACCUUGAACAUGUUAGGAGCUUAAAAAGCAACCUUACGCGUUUGCUAGCACGUGUACAAAAGGUCAGAGAUGAGAUUGAGCACCUUUUGGAUGAUAAUGAAGACAUGGCCCAGUUGUACUUAAGUAGGAAAUCGAUUCAGAAUCAACAAUCUGAAGCAAUGCUAAUGGGAACUGCCACUACGGGUUCAAAUGCCAUUACUCCCAUGGUGCCAAAUUUCAGAAGGUUAGGUUCCACCAGGAGUGGAAGCUUAGUGAGCAACUGCUUAGAUGAUGACGUGGAAGAUCUUGAAAUGUUGCUGGAGGCUUACUUCAUGCAGUUGGAAGGCACACGUAAUAAAAUAUUAUCUGUGCGCGAAUACAUAGAUGACACAGAGGACUAUGUCAACAUCCAAUUAGACAAUCAGCGGAAUGAACUGAUUCAACUGCAGCUCAUAUUGACCAUUGCAUCCUUUGCCAUAGCCGUGGAGACCCUUGUAGCGGGUUGGUUUGGCAUGAACAUCCCUUGUACCCUAUACAACAUACAAGGGGUAUUUUGGCCAUUUGUUGCCGGUAUCACAAUUGCUUGUAUCAUUCUCUUCUUCAUUGUCCUAGGCUAUGCCAGAUGGAAAAAGCUGCUUGGAUCAUAAAUUUGGUUCCUUCAUUCAUCUCUUAUUUCUUUCUUUUUCUUUUAUGUGUUUGUAUUAUAUAUGAAAUAAUGACAUGAGUAAUACAAUCAGCUUUUAAAUGGACAAAUGUAGGACCAUUUUUAUUUGGGACAAAGAACUAACCGAAAAUGAUAGCCAUUAG